GGCGGCGACGCUGGAUUACGCUCCAGCACGUAGAGAGGCGUGUACGUACGUUAUGCUCACACCGGCAGUGACGCGGAAAAUGGCGUCCGCCGCUGUCCGGCUCCAUUCACGCUGGUUCUGUACUUCAGCCGCUUCUGCUCACCGUAGCGGCCGUUUCCUCACCGUCCCGCUCAGACAUGGCGGAGUGUGGUCGGCGGCGGUGUCUCAGACGCUCCGGGGAGGGCUGACAGUUUACCGCUUUAACUCCGGGACCCACGGAAAUGUCGUGACAUUGAGGAGACUGACAGGUGAGAGAGCUAACAGCUAACAGGAGAGAAAGUUUGAUCUGAGUGUGAGUUUAUCCAACUGUCUUUAUGUUCAUGUCACUGUUGGUCUUCUAUAUCUGUAAACUGUUGGUUAAAGACACACCUGUACUCUGAACCUGCUUAGAUUGGGGGGGGUGGGGUGGACGAUGAUGUAACCGUCAUGUUUACUUUACCUGAUAUUUGUUCUUUUGACUGGAGAUAAAUGAAGGUUUUACUACAACUAACUACAGUCUGGAGGAUUGUAUUUACCUCUUGGGAGCUUCGUAUUUUACACCGUGUUCCGAAUUAUUAUGUAAAUGAUAUUUUUCUCUGAUUUUCUGAAUAGUCACACAAAUGUCAGUCAGUAUAAUUCAAAUGUUACUGAACAAACCUCCCAAUGAGAACAGGAUUUAUUCAAAAAUAAAAAACUUAAAUCUUCCACAUUAUUUUGCACAACAGAGUUUCAAAACAUUGUAAAGAACUGAAAAUGGUCAUCAGUUGAAUUAGCAGCAUUAGGAGGUCAUAUUUACUGAAAUUAAAACCUAUUUUAAUCAAAAACAUCUUAACAGGUCAAGUUUUAACAGAGGACCUUUUAUUUGACAGCAGCUUCAGAAGUCUUGUUUCAUUUAUUGAGUUUUUGAUUUGUUUGCAGGAUGUCAGAAUAUCCCCCCCAGAGCUGAUCUUUGGAUGUGACCUGCCCCCCACCCUCAUAGAUCUUUAGCUUGAAGAUGCUCCAAAGGUUCUCAGUAGGGUGGAGGUCAGGGGGUGAUGGGGGGUCACAUCAUGAGUUUGUCUCUUUUUAUACCCAGAGCAGCCAGUGAAGCAGAGGUAUCCCUUACAGCAUCACAUGGUUCACUGUCAUGCAUGAAGAUGAUUUUAUUACAGAGAGCACGGAAGACAAGUGGUCAGUCAGAAACUCUGUAUACUUCGCCGAGGUCAUUUUCACGCCUUCAGGGACCCUAAAGGGGCCGACCAGCUCCCUCCCCAUGACUCCACCACCUCCUUGCUGAUGUUGCAGCCUUGUUGGGACAUGGUGGCCAUCCAUUACUCCAUCCAUCUGGACCAUCCAGGGUUGCACAGCUCUCAUAAGUGAACAAGACUGUUCUUGUCUUCAUGAGUUUCUGGACCCACAGUAACCGUUUCUGUUUGUGAGGAUUGUUUAGAGGUGGCCGAAUAGAAGGUUUAUACACAACAGUAAACCUCUGGAGGAUCCUACAGCUUGAUCAGCAGCUUCAAAUAUGUGUUUGCUGUUUUGUAAAGACGUGUUAGCAGCUGUUCUCUUAAUCUGAUGUGUUUGUCUGACAGAAACCUUCCUCUUUAUCUCCACAAACCCGUGUGUGCUCUGAAUCAGACACAGAUCUCCUAACAGUACGAUGAUCAGGCUUCAGUUUUGGUGAAAUAUCAGAGGUUUUCAUUCCUCGUCCAAAUCAUUCAACUAUUUAUUUUUUUUUUUAUUACUUUAUUGCAAGGCUUCUUUCUUUCACAAACAUAGUCAGGCUUUCAUUUUACAAUAUUAUACCUUACAUUUUUUUUCUCUUCCUUCCCUUUUUUUUUUUUUUUUUUAACAUACAGAAAGUAAAUAACAACCAAAAAGUAACCAAAUCGACAUAUCUCCAAAAAUAAGGCAAAACAUACAAGCAAACAAAAUACAAAAAGUAAAUGCAUAAAUAAAAUAAAAUGAACUAAAUAUGAUUAAAUAAACUAAAGAAAACUGGUAGGGGUAGGUGCAUGUAUGUGUGUUCGUGUAUCUGUGUGUUUAUGUACAUGGACGUUAGAGUUGGGGUGGGGACCUUUUAAUCCAUCUCCUUAAUUUGAUUAAAUAUUUCUACUGUUUUUGUCAACCUUUCUUUGUGGAAUAGCUUGUUCCAAAUAUGCAUUUUUUCCCUAUUCAUUAACAUUAGCCUUUCCAUCUCUAGACAUUGUUCUGCUGUUGAUACCCAAGCUGUUAAUUUUGGUUGAUCUGAUUGUUUCCAUGCUUUGGUCACCUGUUUCAUAGCGGUUGUUCGCAAUAUGUUAAAAAAAUAGAUAUCCUUUGCUCUUAUCUUUCCGUCUAAAUGGAUACCUAAACAAUGCUUCAAUCAUUCAACUAUUUCAGGAACAUCCUUCUUUAGUAGUUUUUCCCUUACCUGGGCUCACCUGACAAACUAAUGAUCACAGGUGAAUGAGAUUAAUUUCAGUCAUCAAAGAGACACAGAACCAUCCAACAUUCAUCUCUGGAGGGGGGCGUGUCUAACUCUGUGUUACGGUGUGUUUGACCCUGAAUUAAUUUUACGCCGGAAUAUCCCUUUAAUGGUUCAUAUAUCUUAUUAGCAUGGAUGGUAGCAGCACUCUGGGUAAAAUAGUCUUCUGGGGAUCCUUCUGUCUACAGGUACAACAUGUCCCUGCGGUACAACCAGCCGCUCUUUUCACACCAGCUGCCGGUUGGCGAAGGAGGACUAUUACGAGGUCUUGGGUGUGGCCCGUACCGCCUCGCAGAAGGACAUCAAGAAGGCUUACUACCAGGUCCGAAAACACUCUGUAGUCAAACUGUUGUGAGAACUUGUUGCUCCGUGCAAAUACCUCCAGAGUUACUUUUACGGGUCACGUUUGACCGAGUUCUUGUCUCUCCAGCUGGCAAAAAAGUACCACCCAGACACAAACCCAGACGACCCGGACGCCAAAGAGAAGUUUGCCAAGCUGGCUGAAGCCUAUGAGGUUCAAAACCAUUUCCUGUUCAAGGUGAUUUAGUCUCCACUCAUGUUGUUGAAGGAUGACAGUGAUCCUUGAACUUGUUGUUUUCCCUUCAGGUUCUGAGUGACGAGGUGAAGAGAACACAGUAUAACACCUACGGAGCAGCAGGUUUCGACCCAAACCGAGCUGGACAGAGCCAGCGGCAGUCCUACAGGGCACAGAGGUCCACUCUAGACCCUGAAGAGCUCUUUAGGAAGAUCUUUGGACAGUUUGCUGGAGGAAGGGACUUUGAGAACAUGUUUGAACAAACACCUGAGGUUAGAAACCCAGUAACCUGGGUGUCCACAUAUUUGGAUUCAUCUGAAAAAAGGUUUAAUUCCCUCUUGGAGCUCUGAACGGCAGUGAUUUCAUUACAGUGAAGGGUUUUUGUUUCUUCUCACCUUCCAGUUUCUGAUGGAUCUUACGUUCCUAGAGGCAGCAAGAGGUUGUGAUAAAAAUCUGGAUAUAAACGUAGAUUACACCUGUCAAAGGUGUGAUGGAAAAGGCAACGAGCCAGGCACUAAGGUGUCUCAUUGCCACUUUUGUAACGGCACUGGCACGGUGAGUGGCAGAGCGUCAGGUGACAAUAAUCUGAACAUCUGUGUUUGUCCUGAAGUCCUCUCUGUGUCCUCCUCACCAGGAGUCCGUCACCACAGGUCCCGUCACCAUGCGAACCCCCUGCAGACGGUGCGGAGGGAGAGGGUCGAUUGUGAUCACACCUUGUGCCCUUUGUCAGGGUUCAGGUCAGACUAAGAGGAGACAAACUGUCCAUAUCGAAGUGCCUCCAGGUGGGUCUCCAACCAAAGAUGCAUUCACACCUACAGUACAGGCCAAGAGUUCGGACACACCUUCUCAUUCGAUGCGUUUUCUUUAUUUUCAUGCCGUGUGUUUGUUCUGCUCUGUCGUUAGCUACGUUUACAUGGAGCCAAAUAUUACGAAUAUAAUCGGAUUAGAAGCCCAAUCGGAAUGAAAAUGCUCCAUAUAAACACCUCAUUCGGAAUAAACAGGCCCAUUCCGAAUGGAAUUUCAUUCCGAUUCACAGGGGUAGAAUAUUCCUUUUCCCAUUCCGAUUAAAAGCAAAAUCCUGUCAUGUAAACGGUGAAUCGGAAAGUUGUCAGGCUGGGUUCUGUCUGCGCAUGCUCUGUCCUGAUGUAAACAAGCAGUGACGUAUGACUCACAUGGAAACAUGAUGGCGGCUUCCAAGCAGAGCACGAUGCACUGGUCUGCGUCGGAGAUCACGUGAUCAAUCAAUCACGUGAUGUUUGAAGGUAUCACGUGUCUGUAAAUAGCUGUUCCGAUUGAAUGCCGUGGCACAUGUAAACACCAGAUCAGAAUAGAUCGCUUCCAUGUAAACAGUUCGCCUGGGAGCUUCAAUCGGAAUGAUUAUAAUCCGAAUGAGAAAAAAGUCUGCAUGUAAACGUGGCUACUGAAGCAGCAGUCGGUGAAGGCACCUGGUUCAGGAACCGAGCAGAACAAAAACACGGCAUGGAGAUGACCCGAUGACUCCACAGUUCCCAUCUCUGAUAUUUACACUGUUGAUUCUCACUGAAGGCAUCAAAACUGUGAAUGAACACAUGUUUCAUGUUGGAGUUUAGCCGCCCUUCGCUCUGAUGACCGCUGUAAACACUCUCUCCAUGAGCUCCAGGAGGUCCUCACCUGAAAUGGUUUUCCAACAGUCUUGAAGGAGUUCCCAGAGGUGUUCAGAACUUGUUGGCCCCUUUGCCUUCACUCUGCGGUCCAGCUCACCCCAAACCAUCUCGAUUGGGUUCAGGUCCGGUGACUGUGGAGGCCAGGUCAUCUGCUGCCUGGAGGUGUGUGUGGGGUCUUUGUCCUGCUGAAAAACUAAACAAACCGGAUGGGAUGGCAUGUCGCUGCAGGAUGUGCCUUCACACCAUCAGACCUCCUCCUCCAUCUUCACAGUGGGAACCAGGGCGGUGGAAUCCAUCCGUUCACCUUUUCUGCGUCUCACAAAGACACGGCGGUUGGAACCAAAGAUCUCAAAUUUGGACUCAUCAGACCGAAGCACAGAUUUCCUCUGCUCUGAUGUCCAGUCCUUGUGUUUCUGCUUGUUGCCGCUCCUCAGCAGUGGUUUCCUAGCAGCUAUUUGACCAUGAAGGCCUGAUUCAGCAGUCUAACAGUUGUUGUAGAGACGGGUCUGCUGCUCGAACUCUGAUCUGAGGCGACUCUCGGUCUUCCCUUCCUGGGUCGGUCCUCAUGUGAGCCAGUUUCGUUGUAGCGCUUGAUGGUUUUUGCGACUCCACUUGGGGACACAUUUAAAGUGUUUGCAGUUUUCUGGACUGACUGACCUUCAUUUCUCAAAGUCAUGAUGGACACUCGUUUUUCUUUAGUCAGCUGAUUGGUUCUUGCCAUAAUAUGAAUUUUAACAGUUGUCCAAUAGGGCUGUGUAUUAACCUGAUAUUCCACUACUUACCCCUGAUAAGGCAGACCUGUGAAGUGAAAACCACGUCAGGUGACGACUAGUGGUGCAACGGAUCAUCAUUGAUCCGUGAUCCGUUCGGAUCGACGUCAUCGGUUCGGCACACACGUUACCCGCGGUUCGAUUUCUGAAAAAAAAAAUGUGGCUUCCCUGUCAACUAUGAUGAGGAAGGAAAGAGGUCAGUGGACAAAACUGUGAAGGUGUGUAGGCACUGUGGCAUAAGAAAGCCAUAUGACAGUGGAAACACAUCGAGCAUGUUCACGCAUUUGAAAGCGACAUCACCCGGGUGUUUUAAUGACAGGUGUUGUGCCGUAGACUGCACCCCUGCCGUAGAACGCACCCCUGCAUCCCCUCCACUCGUUAGCUUCUUACAGUGGAGAUAAUGAUCUCAUAUUUAAAGAAACACGAGUAUUAGAUCAUGACAACAUGUCAAAUGGAGCAGCAAACUUUCAUUUUCUUUUUAUGUGUCUCAAAAAUGCAAAUAUAGAGGUGUACUUGGGUAUAAACUGUACAGAAAGCUGUCCAGGUAGAGAGCAUUAUAUUUUCGGGACAGCAAUAUUCCAAGGGCUGUUGUUUUUGGCUUCUUUGAAUAGCCUGAAUGAAAUUAUUACAGGCAAACGCUUUUGAAUCCAUCCAAUGUAAGAAAAACUUAUUAUUUCGCCUCGUUAUGUACUUUAAACCGCGCUCCCGUCAGGGGGUGCAUUCUACGGCAGGGGUGCAUUCUAUGUCACAACACCUGAGAUAAAACGAAAGCUGGCCAGCAACCGCUCAUCACCGCAGCAUUUAAGCAGCCUCUUCCUGCGCAUCACAAACGCUAACGGUGUGUUUAGCUACAGACAUGAGGCCGUAUUCAGUUGUGCAAACGAGGGCUUUAAAAACAUGCUGAAAGUGCUUGAGCCACGUUACGAUAUCCCACCGCGCACAUACUUCAUUUUUGGUUCAUUGUUACAUUUUAAAGGAAGGAGAUAUGCCUAUAUAUUGCACUUUAAGUUGUUUUUCAUUAAUAAUUAUGUUGAAAAGAAGAUAUUACGCCGUAUGCACUACUUUUAUAUAUUUUAAUUCAACCAUUUAAGUGUUUAAUAUACAGACAAAACUGCUUUUUGCUGAUCCGAAAAAUGAUCCGAUCCGUGACUCUUGAUCCGAGGAACAAUCCGAUCCGUGAGUGUUGUGAUCCGUUGCACCACUAGUGACGACCUCUGGAAGCUCACGGAGAGAAUGCCGAGAGUGUGUAAAGCAGUCAUCAGAGCAAAGGGUGGAAAUAACAAACACAACUUAAGACAGUGAGACUUUCUUGCAGGAGUGGAGACCGGUCAGACGCUGCGCAUGUUAGUGCAAAGAAAUCUAGAAAUUCUCGUCACAUUCAGGGUGAGUUUUGGAGAAAUUCUUCACAGAUUUUUGUUCAAAUCCGGCAAAAUGACAGAGGUCUGUUGGAGUCACGUGACCUGCAUCUCAUUUGUCUCAAUACAGGUGGAGGAGAGUAAGAUUUUCAGGCGCUAUGGAUUGGACAUCCACUCAGAUGUGUCAAUCUCUGUCGCUCAGGCCAUCCUGGGGGGAAAGGUCACAGCACCAGGCCUGUACGGUCCCGUUGACUUGGAUGUGAGUCAGAACGAGGCUGCUCAGAAUACGACGCUGAUCUGCUUUUGUUCACCAAGUUAGAGUGAAAAGCUAAAAACGGGCGGAGUGAACCAUGUUUGGGCUUCCUGUCCUUCUGUCACAGCUGUUUACACAGGUGUUUAAUGACUGUGUCUGAUAAGUAACGACUUCUGUUGUGUUUUUAGAUUCCCGCUAGUUGCCAGGCGGAUCAAGUAAUCUACAUUUCAAGACUUGGCAUUAUGAGGAUAAGACCGUUCACCUAUGGAAAUCACUUUGUUCACGUCAAGAUCAGAGUGCCAACGUAAGAGGAGGAGCUAAAAAACACUUCAAAUAUAUUUAUCAAACCAGUUAUUCAGCUGAGAUGCCCUGAAGUUGGGAUGAAAGUUCUACUUGUGUUUUUAAAUCAUCACAGGAAACCAGCCAGAGCAUCAGAAAUCAUCACAAACUUGUGCAGAUGUGUGGAAAAAAAGGACUUAUGCCACCAUCAUUUUUCAUUUUAAUCUUUCUGUUACUUUGAGUUUAAUAUUUAUAUUUUUUUAGCAACAUUUUCUUUUUCUUUUAGUUUAAACGUUUUCUUUUAUGCAAUAGAAACUACUCUGCAACGCACAGUAUCUGACUGUUCAUGUUUUGGUUUUUUCUAUUUUUAAAUGAAGUUUUUACAUAUAAGAAAAACAUACAAAUAGCACUGCAGCAAUAGCAAUGAUGUAUAAAUGCACUAUACAACAAAACUAUCAAAAAAUGGAAAGAAGAGAAAAAUAAGUGAAUAAAGAUAAAAAUAAUUUAAAAAUAAUAAUAAGAGUAAAACAGUAGGAACAGAAAAAACAACUGAAAAAGUAGCAGCAGUGGUGACUUAACAACUUUCUCAUCCUCCAAAAAUCCCCAAAAGGUUUCCAUCCUGUAACAAACUGUAUAUAAUAUAUGAAAGUCUUUCCAACACAAGAUGUGUCUCAGUCUCCUUCAGCCGUAACUUUACAGAGGGUAACUGGAGAUUAUUCCAGAAAAGAGCGACCAGUCUUCUAGCUUGAAGGGUAUAAACCAGGAUACAGAGUUCAGCUUCCAGGGGAACGUUCUUACCACCAUCAGGGAAAUCAUCACAUUCCCAAACACGACGGAACAAUCUUCCUGUUUCCUCUAAACAACAGGUAUCUGGAACAUUAGGACAGGUUUGAUUUAGUUUUACUGAAGUUCACUUUAUCCAUUUAUAUUGGAGCAGUUUCAGUUUUGUGUUGAUUGUAUUUUGCCGUGCCUUUCGAUAUGCCGCUUCCCAGUCUUCUUCAGGUUUAUCGACUGUCCAUGUUUCUGUCCUUGGAUGAUUCCUUCUCAUGAGAUAUCAGAGUCCCAUAAAACAAAGAUACUCGACCCCCGUUAGCCAGAUUUGUCAUGAUUAGAUUUGUCAAAGCUGGUUCAGACGUCGGGUCUUUAUUUUCUGAUGAUAUAAAAUGUUUCAGUCGUAAAUAUUUGAGAGUUUUUUUGGUUUAUCAUGUUCCUUAAAUAUUUGCUCAAAGGUAAAUAGUUUUUCUGAUUAGAUUCCCUCCAGAUGACACACCUUUGAAACCUCCAUCACCUCUACCUGCUGUGAAAUCACUGUUUGUAAAGCAGGGAUGUCUCCAACAUGCUGGUGGACACGAUACCAAAGGACAUUUUUAAGAUCUGCUGAAUGUAGAAACAGCUUCAGGGGUAGUUCUCAUGUGGUUGUUUGCUCAAUAUUUACCCAAGAAGUUGUGAUUUUUAAUGUUCACUUUUCACUCGACUCUGUUUGGAUCAUGUAAUCGAGUUUCUGUGGUCUCUUUCCUGCAGGAAGUUGACUCCUAGGCAGCGUUCUCUGAUCCUCAGUUACGCUGAAGAGGAGUCGGACGUCGAGGGGACGAUUAACGGGGUCACUCCUUCUGCAAGGAAAGGUUAGAGUGAAACUACGUCACUCUGUCUGUCCAAGCAUCACUCCACACUCGGCAGACAAACACUCACAGUCAGUGUCAAUAGAAGCUGAUGUAGAGUGUGUUUGUGUCCAGCAGGGGGCAGCAGCGCUUCAGAGUCUGGUGCAAAAGGCUCAGAGGAGGGACAGAAACAGCAAGAGGAGGAAGGCUUCUUCUCCAAGCUGAAGAAACUGUUUGUCUGACGCUGUUCAACAGGUUGGAGCUGAAACAGUCACUGAACGUCGACACAAACACUGUUCAGCUAAAGUUUACAAACCGCAGGUUCAGGAGGAACAUUUCUGUUUCAGAGCACUUUAAAACGAGCAGAAACGAGGGAUUAGUGAUGGGAUUAGUCAUGUGAGACCUCCCCUCUUUAAGUCUACAAACAAUUACUUAGAGCUGCACAUUAUUUUAGAAAUGAAGAAGUGAAAUAAAAAAAGUCAUUUUUACCAAAUAAAUGCAGGAAAAUUCUGUCAUACAUCCUCGCUGCGAUUUAGGCUCUGAAAGGUCCUGUUUUCCUCAGUGAUUCAUCCAUUUUGGAUUUUUACACCUUUGUGAAAAAUGACUUGAGUGGAAAACUUUGACUAAGCGGUUUAAUCGUGGAUUCAGGUAAUGAAACAGCAUGUCAGACCGCUUUCAAAGGCGCUUGUACUUUCAUCUCCCUGCCUCCACACAAGAAAAUCUUUACGUCACGAGCAAACCUUCGAUUCACUCUUCUCUCCUCAGGUGGAAAACCUCUGAAAACACGCUGAAGCAGGAGGAGAAAUCCACUGACCGGCCUCCAUGCUGUCUCCUCCUGCUUUGAGGACGGAGCAAGGAGGAAGAAGAGCGAGGCAGAGUGGUACUUGUGAUGACGUAGUCACAGUAGACGCCAGGUCCACCCACCCACACUCACUCACUCACUCACUCACUCACCGGGCCGAUGCCGAGCCGGGAAACUCAAGAGCUGCUGGAGGAGGAACAAGAUGGCGACUACAGAGGACUACUGUGCAGUAAAGAGCGCUGACACACUUGGUUAAAAAGUCAGACAAGAAAAAGUUCAAAUGACCAAACAGCGUCUUGUCAGAUGGGUUUAUUAUUCCGCUGACAUUUCAGCUUAAAAUGGUGAAAAUGUCUGAGUUUCUGAAGUUUCUCCAGUCUUUGCUCAGUUUGAGGGGUCAAAGGGGACAGAAACGUGAACGGAUUAAGAGGAGUUUGAAAAGACUAAACAUCCUUUUGUAUUAAAUAUUAGGAGGACGUUUGUUUGGUUCAGGAAUAAAAACAUGGAGCAACAUUUAAAGACGUCUCAGUCUGACGAGGUUGAUGUUGGUGAUCUGUGAAGGUGUGGCACAAAAUGAAACAAAUGAUGAAUAAAAAUGUAAAGUGUUGAGUA
Molecule: messenger RNA, 10308 nt
Organism: Xyrichtys novacula (pearly razorfish)
Lineage: Eukaryota; Metazoa; Chordata; Actinopteri; Labriformes; Labridae
Source: the annotation of a GenBank genome assembly